CCCUAUUUUCCUCUCACUUUCUCUUCAAACAAACGAAAUUUACGACGCCCCAUUUUCCCAAUUUUGCAUCUUUACUUUGUUUCCAUGGCGAAUUCGAAGCCAAUGACUCCGGUGAAAGACCAUGAAAGGUCUGGUAAAUCAUACAAGACUCAAGAAACGAACAAGUUAUCUGAGAAUUUGAAUCCCAAUGUUUCUUCUAAUUCGUCCUCUUAUUCAAGCCCUGGGGUGAAAACUGCAAAGGCCACGAGUUCUCCGUUAAUGAAGUCUGCAAAAUCGCAGAAAUCGGCACCCAGAAACGUGAAUCCAGCGGCUCAUUAUUCUUCGAGGAACAAGAUUAGAGAAAGAAAGUUUGUGGUGGCCAAGAAGAGGAAUAAAAACUCAAAGAAAGAGGAGAAAGAGGGGGCUUUGAGUUCAAAUGUUGAGUGUAAGUGUAAGGACAGAUUUGGUGGAGGUAAUGUGAAGAAAUGUCUGUGUGUGGCUUAUGAGACCUUAAGGGCUUCGCAAGAAGAGUUUUUUAAGAACAAGAGUCGGUUUGGUGAGGAGAAAGAUGGUGAAUUUGGUGAAGUUGAAAAUUUGGUUGGUGAAGAGACUGAGACGGGUGGAUUUGUGGAUCAGAAUAUUGAGGAUCAAUAUGUGAAUGUUAGUGAAUCACCUGAGCAAAAUGGGAGUUCUACGAUGAAGAGAAGGAGGGCUAAGUUGCUUGAAGAGGCAAGAAAUAGUGUGCCUGAGUGUGGGAAAGUGUUGCAUUUGGUUAAGGCGUUUGAGAAGCUCCUUUCGAUACCAAAUCCGAAGGAAUGUGAUCAAAAGGAAGAUGAGAAAGAGAGCGAGAAAAAGAGUGUUGCUGAUGAUGAUAAUAAGAAGGCAAUGAAAUGGGCAUUGCCUGGCCUGCUAGCUCCACCUAAGGUGAAUGAGGCUAGGGAGUCUUCGGUUUCUUCGUUUUGUCCAUCGGAUUUGAUCUUGACUGCAGAGAAUUUGGGUUUGGAUUCGCGUGCUUCGAUUUCUUCUUCGUGGGAUAGUAGCCAAGGAAGUAUUUCUAGCAGGACUUCUAAUGGAGGCAGGAGAAGCCGGAGAAAUAGCACUGAAUCGUGUGGGACAAUGGGAAGCAGAAGAUGGAAUAAGAAGCAACUAAAAGCCACUUGCCAAAAGCCAUUUCAGCUAAGAACUGAGCAAAGGGGAAGACAAAAAGAGGAAGAAUUUAUGAAGAAGAUACAAGAAAUGGUACAAAUGGAGGAGAAGCUGCGGAUUCCUAUAGCUCAAGGCCUUCCAUGGACAACAGAUGAACCAGAGCAGUGCCUAAUUAAACCUCCAGUUAAAGAAAACACCAGGCCUACGGACUUAAAACUCCACAGUGAUCUGCGAGCGAUGGAGCGUGCUGAGUUUGACCAUCAGGUAGCAGAGAAGAUGAGUCUGAUUGAACAGUACAAAAUGGAAAGAGAGAGACUGCAGAAGUUGGAGGAAGAGGAAGAAAUAAAAAGGUUGAGAAAGGAGCUUGUUCCAAAAGCACAACCUAUGCCCUAUUUUGACAGACCCUUUAUGCCCAGAAGGUCAAUGAAGCAUCCAACCAUACCCAGAGACCCUAAGUUUCAAAUGCCACCCCAUCAUAAGAAGAUCAAGUGCUGUGUAUCAUGGAAUAAUAUGAGCUCUUUCACUUACCAACAACAACAGUAAUAGGUUAUGAAAGAAAACUAAAUUAGAACAUCUAGGCAAUGGCAUCAAUUUCUGAAUAAUGUUAAUUCUUGUCUUUGUUUUCUUUUGGUUUUCGUUAUUCUUUUCCUCAUUUGUAUAUGAAGCAACCAAUUUAGUUGCAAUUUUGAUGUCCACUGCUUUGUUUCUUGAAAGCGCAUAAACAAAUACUGUCGGUGGACAGUCUUGUAUUGGACAUGAGGCUUUGACAUCAUUUG
Molecule: messenger RNA, 1901 nt
Organism: Pistacia vera
Lineage: Eukaryota; Viridiplantae; Streptophyta; Magnoliopsida; Sapindales; Anacardiaceae
Exons: 8
Coding region: 85-1668 (527 amino acids)
Biological process (GO): regulation of mitotic spindle organization; mitotic spindle assembly; activation of protein kinase activity
Cellular component (GO): nuclear microtubule; mitotic spindle
Molecular function (GO): protein kinase activator activity; microtubule binding
Source: RefSeq, a predicted model, not a curated record